Melampsora larici-populina 98AG31 is the source of this 388-nucleotide messenger RNA. RefSeq lists its product as uncharacterized. The transcript has a single exon. The annotation marks the transcript as partial. The record is from RefSeq and is a predicted model, not a curated record. Lineage: Eukaryota; Fungi; Basidiomycota; Pucciniomycetes; Pucciniales; Melampsoraceae.
AUGAGUAAUCAAAACAAAUACUUGAACUUAGUUUUAUCUCAUUCAGAUCAAGACGACGAAAUCGAGAUCGGAUCAGAAAAGAAGAACAAAAACAAAAACAAAGCUGAAGUUCAAGAAGAUGAUGAAGGAAUUCAAUCGACUUCAAAGAAAUCAACAUCAACCAUCAUUGAUUUAACAUUAGAUUCACCUCCAAUUUCUACCAAUAAAAGAACUCAAUCAAAUCCAAGUACAAGUACAAGUCAUCAUCUUGAUCAAAAUCGAUUUCAUCAUGUAAAAAAAUUAAAACAAACUACUUUAUCUAAUUAUCAAUCAAAAACACCUGCACCUGAUCAUCCUACAAAACCUUCUUCUUCUUCUUCUUCUGCUCCCUCUCUUGACUUAGAUGAAG